Molecule: messenger RNA, 485 nt
Organism: Chironomus riparius
Lineage: Eukaryota; Metazoa; Arthropoda; Insecta; Diptera; Chironomidae
Source: the annotation of a GenBank genome assembly
AGGAUAUUGGAUUUUUGGUGCUGAAUUUUGCGAUACAUGGAUAGCAUUUGAUGUUAUGUGCUCAACAUCGUCUAUUUUAAAUUUAUGUGCAAUCUCACUGGAUCGUUAUAUUCACAUAAAAGAUCCCCUUAGAUAUACGAGAUGGGUGACGCGACGUGUAGCCAUCAUAACAAUAGCAGCAAUUUGGAUAUUAGCGGCCUUUCUUUCAUUUGUUCCAAUAUCACUAGGACUUCAUCGACCUAAUGAACCAUUAGCAAUCGAGAUACGAAAUGGAAUUGAGUAUCCUAUGUGUGCACUAGAUCUAACACCAACUUAUGCUGUUGUUUCAAGCUGUAUCAGCUUUUAUGUCCCUUGUAUUGUACUUGUUGGAAUUUAUUGCAGGUAAAAUUAUAUUCAGCAUGGAGUAGAAUUUCGUAAAACAACGGAUAUUAAAUAGAUGACAAAAUAGUCUAAAUGUUUGAAUGUUCACAGCAUUGAACUGUGCG